Molecule: messenger RNA, 1654 nt
Organism: Gossypium raimondii (Peruvian cotton)
Lineage: Eukaryota; Viridiplantae; Streptophyta; Magnoliopsida; Malvales; Malvaceae
Product: dof zinc finger protein DOF1.2
Exons: 1
Coding region: 337-1236 (299 amino acids)
Biological process (GO): regulation of DNA-templated transcription
Molecular function (GO): DNA binding; DNA-binding transcription factor activity
Source: RefSeq, a predicted model, not a curated record
GACUGGAAAUUAUGAAAAUAAAGAGUCACACACGAUCCAUCUACCUUUGUAAUUAAAGCAGUUGGAGUGUACUACAAUACAACCCUUACUCCAUCACCAUCACUCCCCGUUGCCUAUUCCCCUUCCAUCUCCUUUGAUCUCUCUUCCAUUUCUUGGUCCUGACGGCUCGCCAACCGCCCACGUUUCCCCAUUUGCAUCCUCCACAAAAUACAUAUAUGCACACUCUAUCUUAAUCCCACAUACCCUUUUUGACUACCAUCCCCCUUUACAAUUUUAUUACAAAGUGAUUCAUCUUUGGUGGUGCUAGCUUUCGAGUGUUUUUCUGUAUCUGCAAAUAUGUUCGCAAUUAGUGAGAGUAUGUUGCAGUGUGCUCCUAGGCCGAUGUUGGCCAUUGACAGAAACUGGAAAUCCAACGCUGAACUUGCUCCCAAUUGUCCACGUUGUGCCUCUGCUAACACCAAGUUCUGUUAUUACAACAACUACAGCUUGUCCCAGCCGCGGUACUUUUGCAAAGGUUGCCGAAGGUAUUGGACCAAAGGUGGUUCCCUUAGGAAUGUGCCUGUUGGCGGUGGUUGUCGCAAGAGUCGACGAGGUAAGUCCAACAGGGUGGACAAAAACGGUGCUCAGGUUUCCACGAAUUAUAGCAAGAAUUUAACUAGUUUCGGGACUCACCAGGAGCAUAUGAUGGGUGCCACUACUUCCCAUGGAGACACAGGGAACCAACCAGGACCUGCUACUACUACUGGGUCGGAUAUUGAUCUAGCUGUUAUCUUUGCUCAAUUCUUGAACCAGAGUACAAGUUCAGAUCAGCCUGAGAUAAUUCUUACUCAAGAAUGGCCUAAUGAAGGGAUGGAUCCUUGGAGUUGUUUAGAACAAGAUACCAACAACCAAAACGAGUCAUCCAUGGAGUUACCAGUAGUUCAUACAAUUCCAGAAUCUUAUAAUAUGCUCCAAGAAAUGCCUCAAGUUGAGCAACAUCUAAAAGAUAACAGUGUUGAGGAAUUGUUGGAAAGUGAUGAAAUCAAUGCGUUCGGGUUGCAAAACUUGUUAGCUGAUGAAAUGGUGCAAGAUGUUUUCUGGUCAAAUUAUGCAGCAAACACCCCAAGCUUUGAAUGUCAACUGCAACAGUUGGAGUCGUUUCCAGUUGAUGACCAGCUUAAGAUUUCUGCAAAUUUAAUGGCUGAAACUUGGACUUCCUUUGAUCUUUCUGGGUCUGAACUUUUUUCAAAACCUUGAAAUCAAUUUCUAAUUUCAUAUAGUAAUUCUUAUACAUACUAUUUUUUUAUAAAUGAAUAUUUUUAUAAACCAAGUAAGCCUUGUAUAUUUAUUAUUUUUAAAUAACUUUUUAUCAUUUGAUUUAUAUCCAAAUAAAGCCUUAUUAAUUUCAAAUGAAAGUUUGAUUUAUCUCAAGGAUUUAUUUAGGUAUAAAUUAAAAGUAAGAUUUAUUUAAAUGUAAUAAAAAUUCAGGAGUUUUUUUUAUUAUAAAUAUCUUUCCUUUUCAUUUACUUCAUUAUAAGGUAGCUUAGGUUGUCCAAAUUAUAUAUAUAUUUUUAGAAGUAUGAAUCAUUUCCUGAAAUCUGGAAAUUAAGUAAUUUAUUUGUAUGACUCGAUUCGUUCAAAAUUUUUGUAAUAUAAUUCAUUGUCUUCUUCUUUA